CCCUGACGAUUGCCUCCAAGAAUUACCCAGAACAAAAUCGGAUUAAACAACUAAUUGGCUUGGCUUGUAAUGAAAAGAAAAACAAAGGACAUUUCUCUACCUGAAGACAGGCUCAGAAGAAUAGCAGUUUCCUGAACCACGUCUCCAGUGUCCAAGUCGCUGACAAUGAAAUUCAACAAGGUGCGGCCGAGAGGAGGGGACGACGAAAAUAAACAAGUCCCCAAUCCCCGCAGCUCGCCUCUGCGGCCCAGGACUCAGGGAGAAAGCAAAAGUGAAAGGACGUCUCUCGAAGCCACGCUGACUUCCAUCCCAUCUGAAGAGGCCCAUCUCAGAGCCCCAGAUAACACCUCCGGGGAGAACUUGCUCAGGGAUCAGACCGCAAACCCUCGAUCACCAAACGCAGCAGAACCGCCCCGGAGGAUCGCAGAGCAGAAGGGCACGGGGGCCGAGCAGGAAGGCCUGGUCAGUCCAAAAAGCAAACCACCUGGAGCCCCUCCUGUAAGUGAGUGCGCGGCGGCCCAGCUGCGAGGCCUGGUGAGAAGGCUGCGGCUCAGGACCGCCCUCUGCGGGAGGCGGCUGGCAGAGGGAGGCCUGUCCUCCGAGGCCAGCCCCCCAACCGGUAAGCCCUGGUCCUCAGCCCAGCCCCCAGCUGUGCGGUGCGCGCAGGACCAUCGCGGCCCCACGCCGCGGGAGCGAGCCCGGCUCCCCGGCAGCACCGACUCCUGCACAGCGGGCCUCGAUCACGCGGCGGCUCCUCCAGGCCCGCGCUCCCUGCUGUGGCUGCUGCUGGUGGCCGCCGCCUGCGGCUGGAACUGCGGGCUGCUCCCCGCGCGCCUGGCCUUCCCGUGGCAGAGCCCGCGCAGCGCGCGCUACUGGCUGGCGGCCGACGGCGUGUGCGACCUCAUCUACCUGUGCGACGCGCUGCUGGUGCAGCCCCGGCGGCAGGGCCUCCGCGGGGGAGACGUCAUAAUGGAUCCCCAUGAGCUAGCAAGGCACUACAGGAGUUCUACAAAAUUUCAGCUGGAUGUGGCGUCAGUGAUCCCAUUGGAUGUGUUCGGCCUCUUCUUUGGCUUUAAUCCAAUAUUCAGGAUAAACAGGAUAUUGAAGUACAGGUCAUUCUUUGAGUUUAAUCAUCACCUGGAAUCGAUUAUGAACAGAGCGUAUAUCUACAGGGUCGCUCGGACGGCGGGCUGCUUGCUGUUUGCUCUGCACGUGAAUGCCUGCAUCUACUACUGGGCUUCCGACCACCAAGGCUUCGGAACCACCAGAUGGGUGUACAAUGGUGAAGGAAACAUGUAUCUGAGAUGUUAUUACUGGGCAGUCCGAAGUUUGAUUACCAUUGGGGGUCUUCCAGAACCACAAACUUUAUUCGAAAUUGUGUUUCAGCUGCUGAACUUUUUCCUGGGAGUUUUCGUGGUCUCCAGCUUGAUUGGUCAGAUGCGCGAUGUCAUCGGAGCCGCCACGGCCGCGCAGAACAACUUCCGGGCCAGCCUGGAUCGCACCGUCACCUACAUGCACUCCUACGCCAUCCCCAGGCGAGUGCAGGCCCGCGUCCGGGCCUGGUAUGAGUACACGUGGGACGCGCAGAGGAUGCUGGACGAGUCGGACCUGCUCGAGGCCCUGCCCGCCGCCAUGCAGUCAGCCCUCGCCGUGGACAUGAACUUCAGCGUCCUCAACAACAUCGACCUGUUCAAGGGCUGUGACACCCAGAUGCUUCAUGACCUGCUGCUCAGGUUGAGGCCCACCGUCUGCUUACCUGGUGACUUUGUCUGCAGAAAGGGAGAAAUCGGCAAGGAAAUGUACAUCGUGAAGCAGGGGGAAGUACGGGUGCUUGGAGGCGCCCAUGAAGCUCAAGUUCUGGUCACUCUGAAAGCUGGGACAGUGUUCGGAGAAAUCAGCCUCCUGGCAGCAACAGGAAGCCGCCGGACCGCCAGCGUGGUAGCCCACGGCUUCGUGCACCUUCUCACCCUGGACAGGAAGGCCCUUCGGGAAACCCUGGUGCAUUACCCGGACUCGGAAAAGCUCCUCGUGGAGAAAGCCAGGUGCGCCCCACGCCCCCCUAGAGGCGUCGCUCUCCAUCCCCGAGGAGACCGGCGCUGCUCGGCCGCGACCUCUCCCACUCAAGGACUUGCUUUCCUCUUCCCACCGAGACCAGAGACACCCGAGCCCUGUGGACUCUCGGAGAGAGAACCACGCAGGAAAACAGCGAGUCCUCCACAGGAGGAGAGGGCAGAGGACGAGGCUGUGAAGAUGCAGGAAGAGCUGUGGAGGGACCACCGGGCAGGUCGGGAUGCAGAGCAGGUGCUGUCCCCGCAGAGGACAGGCUCCCAUUGGUCAGAAGGGCAGCGUCACCCAGCUGAGCCUCCCGCCUCUCCCACACCAUCCCCGCAGCUCCUGCCAGGGCGAGGAGGAGGUGCUGACCAUGGCAGUCGAGGAAAGGGCUCUGAUUGA
Messenger RNA from Myotis daubentonii (Daubenton's bat), 2451 nucleotides. RefSeq names its product cyclic nucleotide gated channel subunit beta 3 (gene CNGB3). Gene Ontology annotation, biological process: monoatomic cation transmembrane transport. The transcript has 18 exons. The record is from RefSeq and is a predicted model, not a curated record. Gene Ontology annotation, molecular function: intracellularly cAMP-activated cation channel activity; cGMP binding; protein-containing complex binding. Gene Ontology annotation, cellular component: photoreceptor outer segment; plasma membrane; intracellular cyclic nucleotide activated cation channel complex. Lineage: Eukaryota; Metazoa; Chordata; Mammalia; Chiroptera; Vespertilionidae. The coding region runs from base 166 to 2451 and encodes 761 amino acids.